AUGGACAUCAAUUUGUACAUCCACAGUAUUGAGGUGGAGCUGCUUGAUAAGGAAAUAAAUAUGAUUGAUAAGGAGAAGGAGGAAGAAAAUGUAGUUUACUGUUUGCACAUUAAAGUGGAAAAUGGCUCCCGGAACGAUGAUUCAAAUUGUGAUUCAAGUAGACCCUUCAGCGAUACUUGGCGUGGUUUCAAGAAUGAACUCAUUAGUGGCCUGUUUUAUGAAACACCAUGGUACAUGUGCAUUAAGAAGGAAAAAAGCGAAGUAUGCAUGAUGUGUUAUGAAGUCAACAUUUCUCAAGCUUUUAACAUGUUGGAGAAUGAUGAGGGACUCACACUGUAUGUUCUGAGAAAAGAAUUGAGCAAAGACAAAGUUCAGUACCUGCACCGAAACCAACUGAACAUGAAGAAUAAAAGGUUAUAUGAUAAGAACAAUUGUAUCGAUUUUGAAACUGAUAACAUAAAAGGGAAAAUAAAAGUGUAUUUAAAAAAUGGAAUAGUUUAUAAUAAUAUAUUAAAGGAAAUAAAAUCAGAUAACUUUGUUAAGGAUGCCCAUUUUGAGAAAUUAACUUCCAAUGGAUUUUCCACAAGGUCAAAUGAAAAAAUAGUGGAUGAUAAAUUUGGAGAAUGUACGAAAGAACAAAACAGAUUGUUACAGGAUAAAUCUAUAACUAACGAUUUUAAUGAGUUACUAAAUUCGAGGAAAGUUUUGUAUUGGGUAUACGUAGAUGAUAACAAUAAGGAACAAGGACCUUUUAGCAGUAACACAAUUUUUACAUGGAUCAUAAAUGAAUACUUUGAAGAUGAAACAUUAAUAAGACUACAUGAUAAGCACAAAUAUUAUAAAUUGUAUGAAGUAAUUGGAUACAUUGAAAAAAAUGUUCUACUAAAUUCUUACAAUGAUGAAUUACUAUACGAUCAAACUGGGGACAAAACUCAGAUCAUGCAUCAACAUAAUGAUAAGGAAAGUAUUAAAGUUCAAAAAAUAGACGAAGCGGAUUCAUAUCCAAUUGUGCAGCAUAUAGAGAUGGACAAAAUUUGGUGCCAAGGUUUAGGUAACCAAAAUGGUAUCAAGAAUUAUUUCAAAAAGGAAAAUGAACAAAUUUUGGACAUAGGGGAGGAAUACAGCGAAGAAUGUAAAAAAAAAAAUUCGGAAAAAAUAUCUUGUGCAUAUGAAAACAAAAUGGAUACAAAGGAUAUUACAUUUGAUGUAGGUACCAAAAGUGAAGAAUAUUCUAAUGUAGUAAAUGCAACAAUCUGUAACAAAAAGAUGAGUAACAAAAAUGUGAAAAAGAAAAAUCAAGUAAAAAGGCUAAAAAAAGAGAUUAAAAGAAUAAAAGAUGAAAUGGUUAAGUUGAAGGAAAAUGCGUGCUCCAGUAGAUAUUUAGUUUUUGAUGAUGCCGAGAUGGAACGAUACCCUGGGUUACCAGACAAUCCCGAGGCAACAGUAGAAGCAGUAACAUCAGAUGAAGAAGAAGAAGAAAAGGAAAAAAAAAAAAAGAAGAAAACCUCCAAAUGUGCAUCAAAGGGUACCGCGAAAAGGACCUCAGAAAGCACCGCAGAAGAAGAAAAUGUGUUUAUCUCCAAAAAUGAUUUACAACACGGAGUGAGUAAUAACAUAAUUGGUAAGACAAUACAAAAUGAAUCUGUUCAAGAAAAUAUCAAAAGACACAAAUAUAGUUGUGUACAUAAGAAGGGGAGAAACAAUUCCCAUUAUAAUGAUAAAAAUAUAGUAGCGAGAUUUGACAAAUCUUGUGGAAAUUGUCCCAAUACUACUUCUUCAAGUGAAACGGACAUAAUCGAGAAAAUAAUUAGUGACAUAAAUGAAGAAUUUCGAAUAAAAGAAAAUUAUCAAAAACAAAGGUGCAUUGAAAUUGCAAUGAGUAGCAUAAAUCAAGCACAAAAAUGUCUUUUGAAUAUAAAAAAGAAGAGAAUGACUUCUUACUUGAACAGAAUAAUAAACUUAUCAAUUCAUGAUCAGGCUAUAUACAUAAGCAAUGAUGUGUCAAAGUUGGUCAAUACGGGGAAAAAGAAUUUGAGGAAAUACAAUCCUACAUAUGACACGUCUACUUAUUAUAGAUCAUGUACAGAAUGUCCAAUAUGUGAUAUUGGAAAAAGUGAAAUUCCGAGCGAGAGUGUAUUAAGAAGUGUGAACCAAAUUACAAACAAGAAAUCUUACCUUUCCGAGAGUAGGAAAUUUGGAGAAGAUGUUUUAGCAGAAAUCUCGAGGAAAAAGAAAAUGGAUUAUUCGUUAGUAAUAAAUAAGGGACAUGUGAAAACAUCUGAGAAUGAUAAAUCAGGGAAUGAAAAAAGAGACUUGGAAAGAAUGAUAAAGAAAGGAACUGGAAUUGAUAAAGGAAGAAGGAUCAGUGACAUGAGGAGUGAAAAGGAACAAGCAACCAUUCUAUGCUUUAACCUUCAGAAGAACACAGAAGUUGUGUUUAAAUAUUACUUGAGCUAUGACAAAUUUUUAAAUUGUGUAAUUUUUAUACAGUACAAUGUAAGAAAAUGGCUAAGAAAGAGGAAAAAACAUAGAAGAGUGGCGAAUAAGAGCUAUUAUCAUGUUUGCAAUUCAGGAAAAUUAACACAUUUGUGUGAAAUGAAUGGUAGGGGCAUACAUAACAACAAUGGAGAAAUCGAAGAAGAAGAAGAAGAAACGGAAGAAGCCAGAGAAGGAAAAAAGAAAAGUAAGACGGGUAGAACGAAAUACAAAUCGGUCCUAGUGAAUCAUAUAUUCUCAAGAGAUUCUUAUUUAAACAAUGAAAAGAAGGAUAUAUCCGAAUUGUAUGAUAAUGUUUUAAAGCAACAAACAAGAAACGAAAGCAAAGGAAUGAAGAUACCAUUUAACUGUACUACAGUACUACGAAACCUUGAAGACGGGGAAAAAGGUUUUUCCUUGCAAAAUUGUAGAAAUGGUGAUUACAUUUUUAAAAAAAAUGAUGGUAUGAACAGAUGUGAGGAAGAUGGACUCAUGAAGAGGUGCAAGGAGAAGGGAUUAUUUAAAGAAUUUUCCAAUUUGUUUAACAAAAAGUUUGAAUAUGAAAAAGAUGAAAAAGGAGUCAAAAGGGAAGAUAUUGAAAUGAUAAAAGAAAUGUCUAACAUAAAAAGUCAUGAUAUAAAUAUAAAACAAGAUGAUCCAAGAUUAAAUAAGCAAACUGUACAUGAGCAUUUAUGUAAUGUGUUAAGUAAGUAUAAAAGUUUUAGUGAGGAAAACAGAACGUAUGAAAAUUUGAAUGAUUUGAAAAGGAAUGACAAAUUUACACUGAAUUUAAACAAGUAUAAUAGCUUUCUCAAGUCGAUAGAAAAAAAAGAUAUCACUAACAAAAGGGACACAUUAUUAAAAAUAGUCAAUAGCGUGAAAUUUGAAAACAUAUUAAAUGAAAAGAAAAAGAGCUACAAAACGCAAAAGGAUUUUAAACAUGGUUCUAUUAUGUCCAUGUCAAAUUCGUUUCUUAACCAUAAACAAAAUAUCACCAAUAAUUGA
Plasmodium gonderi is the source of this 3480-nucleotide messenger RNA. RefSeq lists its product as hypothetical. Gene Ontology annotation, molecular function: protein binding. The record is from RefSeq and is a predicted model, not a curated record. The transcript is spliced from 2 exons. Bases 1 to 3480 code for a protein of 1159 amino acids. NCBI's taxonomy places the organism in Eukaryota, Apicomplexa, Aconoidasida, Haemosporida, Plasmodiidae.